AUGAAGACCGCCAAGAAACACAACGUGAGUUUUGCGGCGAUCAAGCUAGGACCGGCCUUGAAGCAAGCUCUCCCGAUCUGGUACCACCUCGGCGCAAAGAAGCGUCUGAGAAUGCUGAACAACACGAAAAUCAGUGACUGCCUGAGGGAUAAACACGGGGUGUCACGGGUAGCUGACCUGUUGCGGCUGUCCGCAAGACCGUGCUACCGUGGAGCGCUGCUGAUGUCGAAUGACUUCGUCCCACCCUCUUGUGACUGUGCCGACUGCAUGGCGGAUACAAUGAAAGGUUGUAAGCACCCGCUUGGAUGCUGCCGAGCCGCGGCGAACCUCAUGAGACAGGUCAAACCAAAAUGGAACCCAGGCUUCGAGCCGACUCCAGACGGACUGACGCUCACACAAAAGCGCCAGGACAAGAAUGCGGAGGCUCUUGAAGGGGAGGGCGACGUGAUCUUCGAUCCGUCGCUAACGAGCGGCGACCUACUGAUGGAGGCCUUCCGAGUUUUUGUGGACCCAAAAGUUCAUGACGAACCUCCGGCUAUGAGAGCUCGAUCUGGACGAAUUGUGUCAGAAGAAGCCGGAACAGUCUACAUUGAAGGCCCAGUGAACCGGAAGCGCCUCCCGCCCGGAUCCAGGCCCAUGCCUAGUAACAUGGGCUUCGUCCAUUUCCCUGCGACACCGGAACACAGCAUGCUGGUAAUACCCGCAACGGGUCAGAAGGACGUCCUGUGCCAACAAGGGGAGGUAAUAGCGGCGCUUAAGGCGGUGGAAGUCAUCCCUAGGGACGUCCCUCUCAGACUGCUC
Molecule: messenger RNA, 801 nt
Organism: Rhodofomes roseus
Lineage: Eukaryota; Fungi; Basidiomycota; Agaricomycetes; Polyporales; Fomitopsidaceae
Exons: 1
Source: RefSeq, a predicted model, not a curated record